CUCUCAGUCAGAGCUCUGGAAAUCAGUUCCAUGUUGUGGAGAUUCCUAACCACUUCAAUUUUAGUUUUGGGGUUUGGUGCCAAAUUUCAAAUGAAAACUCAAUUGAAACUAGCAGUGGCUACUCAGAGGCAGGUGGAGGGGGAGAGCACUGCUUCAGUGCUUACCUUCUUCUGAAUUAGAUACAUUAAGGGAACAGGUCCUCAGCUGGUAUAAGUCAGGGUACUCCACUGACUUCAAUGGAGCUAUCUAUGCUUGCUGAGCAUUUCUCCUAGGAUCUUUAUGUAUUUCUGUAAACUGGCUCUGAAAGGCCCUUUCAUAUGUUCAUGUCAUCUACCAACUUCCUAAUGCCACCAGCAGCCACAGAAAAACAGCUGGGUCUCACCUGUUGUCUGAUCUUGACACAAAAUCACAAACUGGUGCCAUGUUAGUAAGAACUGGGCAAAGAAAUGUGAACCUUGAUUACCUGAUCUGAGCUUGCAAUGGAAUACAGAAUCAGCAGUAAUACCCAGGAAUUUCACAAUAUAAAGCAACCAAGCAACCAUAUCCUGGAAGAUUUACUACAAAUUGAAUUAUCAAGAAUGAUUUAUACAAAGCCACAGAUUCUAAAGCCACCGAGAAGUGACGUCCUUAUGAUGACUCCAUGGUUUGCUCCAAUAGUUUGGGAAGGGACCUAUAACUCAGAGAUCCUGAAUGAGCAAUUCCGACAAAGGAAUGUCACUGUUGGACUGACAGUGUUUGCUAUCAAAAAGUAUGUAGUCUUCCUCAAGACAUUUUUAGAAACUGCAGAGACAUAUUUGAUGGUUGGACAUAGGGUGAACUAUUACAUUUUCACAGACAGACCAGAAGAAGUUCCUAAAGUUGCGCUCAAAGAAGGAAGGAACGUAGUGGUUCUGCAAGUUCAAAACUACCCUAGGUGGCAAGAAAUCUCUAUGCGACGAAUGGAAAUGCUCAGCCUCUUCUCUCAGCAGCGGUUCAUUAAUGAGGUCAGCUACCUUGUGUGUGUUGAUGUAGACAUGAGGUUUAAUGACCAAGUUGGAGUGGAGAUCCUGAGCGACUUGUUUGGCACACUACACCCAGGUUUCUACACCGCAGAGCGUCGGUCUUUCACCUAUGAACAUCGACCUGCUUCUCAAGCUUAUGUGCCCAGCGAUGAGGGUGACUUCUACUAUGCUGGAGGCUUUUUUGGAGGAACAGUAACGGAGGUUUACAAGCUGACCAAGAAAUGCCACGAAGCCAUCAUGGUGGACAAAGCCAAUGGAAUUGAGGCAAUCUGGCAAGAAGAGAGUCACUUAAACAAGUAUUUUCUUUACCACAAACCAACCAAAAUACUUUCUCCAGAAUACCUGUGGGACGACAAUCUAGGUAGGCCAGAGAUCCUUAAGAAAAGAAGGUUUCUUGCUGUACCAAAGAAUCAUGCUGCAAUCAGAAAUAAAUGAAGUUCAUCUCGGACUGGUCUUAGUGUGAACUAACAUAACUAAUAUUGUAGGUUUCCUUGUUGAUGAAAAUAUACAGAUAAUUGGUAAAAGCUCCAUAACUUUUUACGACAUCCCCAGUAUUUCUGGAUAUGAGAAUGGUUUCAAGAUGACACUGUUACCAUAAGGAUAAGGCAUGCAUCCGACAAAGUGGGUAUUCGCUCACAAAAGCUUAUACUCCAUUACAUUUGUUAGUCUAUAAGGUGCCACAGCACUCUCUGUCACUUUUUACAGAUCCAGACUAACACGGCUAUCCCUCUGAUACUUGACACCAUACGGAUAGUUUGCUGAUUCCAACAAUUUCCUUGCCAAAAAUACAUUGGUAUUUGUCUGCAAUAGAGCUGUACCAGUAAUAGGUUGCGUCUAGUGUCGGGGAAAUAUAAAGAGACUUAUAGAUUCAGAUGCUUAUUCAAACCGCUGUUGGCUGGACAUCUGAUGCAAAGACGCUUUCAUGAGACUUCGAGUGCUUCCUAGUCUUAUUUGGGUCAGAACUGAUGUAGAAACAUGAGAUAUUUUGGUAUUUCUAUUUUUCACCAGAGCCAAAAUCUGUGUGACUGUGUGUACACAGUAUAGACUAUGUACAUACUCCUCAAACUGAGCAUUUGAGCUUGUUCCAGAUUCUGGGAUGAGCCUAUGUUGUGAAAACUAAAAUGCUCAAAAUAGCACAUGCAUGUGAAUGGACACAGGGUGCUAAAAUUAAAUUAACCCAGGGGGUCUCAAAUUGGGGGUUAGGACCCCUCAGGACGUCACGAGGUUAUUACUGGGGGUCGCGAGCUGUCAACCUCCACCUCAAACCCAGCUUUGCCUCCAGCAUUUAUAAUAGUGUUAAAUAUAUAAAAAAGUGUUUUUAAUUUAUUGGAGGGGGGGUUGCACUCAGAGGUUUGCUAUGUGAAAGGGGUCACCAGUAUAAAAGUUUGAGAACCACUGAAUUAAACCCUCUGGAGUCUCAGGGAAUGCGUGUGUGGGGGGUGUCUCCCUUGGUAGGAUUGGGAAGGAUAUUGCUCUUCUUAUGUGAUCCCUCCACCAGUAGCUAAUUUUAAAUGAAGCUACCCUCCCGUGACAUGAAUCUCCCUAUGGCACUGAAAUUAAAUAUAGACUAUAAUUUGGCAUUUGAGAAGUGAAAGGGAUGGUAGCCCUAACGGAAAAGUUAACAGCUUGGCUCUUCUGCAAGCCUCAAACUGCUGAAUGAGCUUUAGGGUAGAGAAGGCUGUGCCUCCCAAACAGCCUGGCCCUGCCCCCUAUCCGACCCCCACCCACUUCCUGCCCCCCGACUGCCCACUCCCCUCAGAAUUCCCAUCCAUCCUGCUCCUUGCCCCCUCACCGUCUCCCAGAGACCCCUGUCCACCACCACCACCUCACCCCUCGGAGGGAGCUGAGCUCAGCCUGGAGCUCGCAGCCCCGCCCCCACCUUACCAUGCGGCUCUGAGCGGGGCGGAGCUCAGGGGCCCCAUCGGAGCCACACUGCGCCCUUGUCCAGGGAUGCUGCUGGAUGCGCUGAGGCUCCAGGAGAGGGGCAGAAAUGGGGUCGGGUGGGGCCGAGAGGGAGCCUCAGCCAUUCUCGUGGGGGCCCCUGCAGAGCCCGGGGCCUAGGGCAAAUUGCCCCACUUGCCCCACCUCUAGGCGGCCCUGCACAGAACUAUGUGGCUGGAGAAGUAUCACAAUGGAAAGCAACUCCAUCUGCUAUUGGUAGAGCUCCUAAUACCUCAAAAAUCUUUGGUUGUAACUGAGAGAGAGGGAAUUGAAGUGGCUUGAACAGAAAUGUUGGAAGCAUUUCUCCAUCACAACAAUGUCUAUUCAAUUUAUUUCCCUGUAGUGGGUGUUCUAAUUGAAAAUGUGAAGAUCAGUUAAGGAAGACAAAAACAAGACUUGUCAAAUUCUGCUCCCAUUUAAAUCAAUACAAGUUUUGUUGGUGAGCUCAGUAGAAAGACAUAUAUAAAAUACACACACACCCCAGCGUACAAUUGAGUUUCUCGAUACACUCAAGGUGUGUCUCUGUACAUUCACUGGCAACCUGGAAUGUGCGGUCAAACUAAUAAAUGGUUUACUGGGGAAAGAGGACAAAAGCAAGUGAUUAAAGCAGGGUUUCUCAAACUCUGUACUGGUGACCCCUUUCACACAGCAAGUCUCUGAAUGCGACCCCACCUUAUCAAUUAAAAACACUUUUUAAGUAUUUAGCAUCAUUCUUAAUGCUGGAGGCAAAGCUGAGUUUGGGGUGGAGGCUGGCAGCUCGUGACCCCACAUGUAAUAGCCUCACAACCCCCUGAGGGGUCCCAACCCCCAGUUUGAGAACUCCGGGACUAAAGAACUGUACAAUAAACAUGAGAGGCAGCAACAUCUAGUAAUCUGAGAAUAGGCUUGGGAGCCAAAAACAUCUACAUUCACUUGAAUGGCUGUUAUAACUUACUUUUGGCCCAAAAAACCUCCCUAAUUUAGAUUUGUGUAUAUCCUUGUCAAUAAUUAAGUGUCUUACAAAACAUUAAAAUCUCUGCUACUACUGAUCUAUGAUUAAGGCUGAUCCAGCAGAAAAUUGUAUUUCCUUGAGACUGGUCCCCAUGUAGGUUUCAAUUAGUGCAGAUUGCUGCUGGAGACUCCUUUAGCCACACUGGCCCACGUGUUUUGGACUAUCCCAGGACACAGUUCAUUUGGCUAGAAUAAGUAGGAGGAUUAAUAUGAUAGUGGCUACAUCUCUAAAAAUUACCUUCCAGAACUGUGGUUUGGAAAUGCUCUAACUCACAGGAAGUUUGAUUUUCUAGAUCAAUGAUUGUAGCUAAACAGUUUACUGCUUAGAUAGAAAAGCAAAUUGCUUCUGGGGAUAGAAGCUUGGCACAGUAAUAUGGGGACUUAGCAGUUAAAAAGAAGAUAAUGUUUUGGAGGAGAGGGACCUCAGACAAAUCUGAAAAGAUUUGGUCUAACUUUUUUGAAACCUGUUAUUAAUUCCUAGUGAAUGGAAAUGUCAUUCUUCUUUCUUUUCCCUGCUCCAUUUCCUUCUCCUUUCUCUCUCUGCCCAUUCCUUUACUUUUCUGUUUUCUGCCUUUCUCCCCUCCCAUUCUCCCGAUUUAGCAGUGGGGGGGAAACAGAUAUUUUUCAAUAAAAUAUAAAUUAAAACACUUCUUAAUUCUAUUCCUGGCUCUGACAUUUUUCACUGUGCCUCAGUUUUCCCAUCAACAA
Molecule: messenger RNA, 4640 nt
Organism: Gopherus flavomarginatus (Mexican gopher tortoise)
Lineage: Eukaryota; Metazoa; Chordata; Testudines; Testudinidae
Product: histo-blood group ABO system transferase 1-like
Exons: 6
Coding region: 480-1436 (318 amino acids)
Biological process (GO): carbohydrate metabolic process
Cellular component (GO): membrane; Golgi apparatus; vesicle
Molecular function (GO): hexosyltransferase activity
Source: RefSeq, a predicted model, not a curated record